UCUGCCAUUUUUGUACUUCAUUCUUUCUCCUUCCUCUCGGCAAACAUCGACUAUGAACUCUCAAAACCAUCAUUCCCAACAUAAAAAACCCACGAAUAACUGUCAGAAUAAUAGAGGCAAGAAUGCCAGCGACAACAGUAAUAGCAGCAAACCCAACAAGUCCUUCUUUGAUAUAUAUGGCCCUGAGGGGAGAGCGGAUGUAGUUUUUAAGCAGCCAGAUGCCAAUUCGACAUUGAAUUUGCAAGAUGUGCAAGGGCUUGUCACCUGGGUUCUUGGUGAUGGAUUCAUGCCAUCAUGGAUUUUUAUCAAAAACAAACCGUUAAUACCAAAAGUCGUUAUGGUGUAUCUCCCUGGCCUUGAUGCAGCUAUGUACUUAUCGCAGUCCAAGUUACUAAAUGGUUUUAAACAAUGUUGUGGCGUUCCUCGAGCAGUAUUAGCUCUUAGUUGUGCAUCAGAGGGAAUGCAGACAAUAGAUGCACUGCUUACCUGCAAAACCAAAAGAAAGAGGGAAGCAACUCAGUCCUCUGUGAAAAAAACUUUUCAAACAACUGAACAAGGAACUUAUCCGUCUAAUUCAUCAGGGGAUCCAUCCCCCGCUGAUGCUCUGAACAAUCUACCAUUCCCAAUGACAUACUACAUACUGACAGCUAAGGAAUUAGAAGAUAAUGGAUACUGCAACCGACCAGAUUUUUGUUCAACUCUUCCAGCUCCUGCAACUCCUCCAUAUGAAAUUUUAGCUCUUGACUGUGAGAUGUGCAUUACAAAGGAAGGGUUUGAACUUACUCGAGUGACACUUGUAGAUGUCAAAGGACAGGUUGUGUUGGACAAACUUAUUAAACCUUCUAAUCCCAUCGUUGAUUAUAAUACUAGGUACAGUGGAAUAACAGAUGAGAUGUUAAAUGGGGUGACAACAACUCUAAAAGACAUUCAGGAGGAAUUUCUACAAUUGGUUUACAAAGAGACUAUUCUUGUGGGCCAUUCAUUGGAGAACGAUUUGUUAGCGCUGAAGAUAUUUCAUGAUUUGGUGAUUGACACAGCAGUGUUAUACAAACAUCCACGGGGGAAAUCUUUCAAGACGGCCCUCCGUGUCCUGAGCAGGAGAUUUCUUUCCAGAGAGAUUCAGGAUUCAGGAAAUGGACACGAUAGUAUUGAAGAUGCAAGAGCUACGAUGGAACUGGCAUUACUGAAGAUCAGACAUGGACCUGAUUUUGGUUCACCUCCAUCAUUUGUGCGGAAAAAGCUCCUCACGGUUCUGGGUGAAUAUGGCAAAACCUCCUCUAUAAUUGAUGAUACAUCUGUAGUGAGGCGAUAUUCCUCUGAGCUGUCCCGUUCAAUAGCAGUUUCUUCAGAUGAUGAUGCUCUUUCAAAAGCCAGAAAAGAGGUGAGAAAUGACAUGGUGCAUUUCAUCUGGACGCAAUUUGCAGAGCUAAAUUGCUACUUUAUGAAACAAGCAGAGGACACAGAAAAUGUAAACAAGAAGCUAGCUGAGAUGAUUUCUUUGCUUACAUGUAACCAGAAGCCUAGUGGAAGAAAAAGCAUCAAAUGCAGGAUAACCUCUGAACUGAAGGACAUUCUUUGUCGCAUGGAUGAGAGAAUUAGAAGCCUCCAUUCUGAUCUACCUUUAAACUCCAUGCUCAUUAUAUGCACGGGUCAUGGAGACACUGCAAUUGUUCAUAGAAUACGGAAAACCCUUUCGGAGCAGACUGCGACUACAUUAUGCCGAGACAAGCUUGUGAAAGUUUUGGAAGAGCUGCAGGCCCAAGCUGAAGUAGGUCUAUGUUUUGUGGGUGUGAAGCACUAAUGGCUCUCUCAUUCUGUGUCAAAAUCUCGCAAUGCAUAGAAACAAGGUGUACAUUUGAUUUAUAAGGUGUAGAAUUAUGCAAAUCUUGACAAGGGUUUUGCAUGCCCUGAUACGGCAAUUUUCAUGUGAGCCGUCUACAUGUUUAAUCAUGUUGUGAACCAUUCUUAGGGUUCCUACUUUCUAACCUUUGUAAA
Messenger RNA from Coffea eugenioides, 1995 nucleotides. RefSeq names its product small RNA degrading nuclease 5. Lineage: Eukaryota; Viridiplantae; Streptophyta; Magnoliopsida; Gentianales; Rubiaceae. The coding region runs from base 53 to 1801 and encodes 582 amino acids. Gene Ontology annotation, molecular function: exonuclease activity; nucleic acid binding. Gene Ontology annotation, cellular component: nucleus. The record is from RefSeq and is a predicted model, not a curated record. The transcript is spliced from 14 exons.